GAAGCGUGUGUACCACGCAGAUCAGUUCCGUUUCGUGUCACAUGAUCGUAUCGUAAUAUCGUCCAGCAAGUGAAGUUUAGUAAAGAUGGCAAGCCAGUCUACGGGUAUCCAGCAGCUGUUGAAGGCUGAAAAAACGGCAGCAGAAAAAGUAGCUGAAGCCAGAAAGCGUAAAAACAGGAGACUGAAACAGGCUAAAGAAGAGGCCCAGGCUGAAAUUGAUGCUUACAAAGCCCAGAGGGAAAAACAGUACAAACGUUAUGAACAAUCUGUCCUUGGUUCUCGAGGUGACAUGGAAAGUAAAAUAGAUCAAAGUACAAAACAGAAAAUCCAGGAGAUCAGUAUGGGAGUGGCAAAGAACAAAGAGCGAGCUAUAAAGGAAUUACUGGACUUGGUGUUGUCCAUUGAGCCCCAGGUACACAGGAAUCUAGUGCCUAAGGUUUAAUGAUUAUGUACCAUCUAUGUCGUCACACCAUGAGCUAGUCAGAGUGGUACAGUUUGUAUGUGAUAGGACUAAGAUACAGAUUGGCUGGACCUUACUGUAGAGGAUGCAGUGUAUUAACUAUGGGAGAGUGAAAUAACAAAUUCCAUCAGAAUGAUUUGUGGAAAGUCUAUUCUUUUUCUAAUCUAUGGUUUACUGCAAUCCUGGUGUUAAGAGAUAAUAAAUGAUAUUUUGAGAGUGAUAAUAUCAGAUUGCUGUUGGUAUAUACUAAAGCUUAACUGUAUACGUCUGAAUGGUGAAAAUGACAUAAACCGUAGGAGCCUAAUUCUGUGUUAAUUUGUAUUGUAGCUACAUAUUGUUAGUUGUUGAAUCAAAAGUAAUUGGCACACAUAUAAUCUGUAAAUCUUCUGUCUUAUCCUAGAAUUCCAUGUACAUAUUGUAUUUGAAAAUUUAUUAGGAUUUUGUUAAAUAAAGUAAAAAAAUUAGCACAUCUUGGUAGGAAGAAUGAUUCAAAUGAGGAAUGAUUUAGAUACAGUGUUUGGUGAAAGGACUUUUUUCUUCGAAUUUUAUAUUGUCCCAUAUUUUGUCAGCAAUAGCAUUGUACUAGAUCACAGAACAAAUCUACAUGUACACAGAUUAUAUUCAGUACAAGACUUUAUAAUCCACAUAUAAAUUCAUAAAUCAUUGUGUAAUUGUGUAGGAUAGAACAUGUAAGCUGGUAUAAAAGCUAUGACAGAAUAUACAAAUGUAUCAUUCUCUGUACUUAUGUCCAUUUUUGUAUAUGCUUAAAAAUUAUCACCGACACUGGUGACACAUUCCAAAUUGUGCUUUUGUUUUGUAAGGGGAGGUAACUUUCAUCAUUCACAUAGGUUUAACUUCACAAGACCGUAGUAUUUUAGUGUAGCUGAGGAAUUUAUCUAUCUUCCAUUCACAUUUCGUAGUACCAUUUUAUAGGUCAGCAAAUGUGGUCUUGCAAAGAAAUCCAAUAGAUUACUAGGAAGGUAAAUAUCACUGCCGAAAGUUACAUUUAAGAAAAUCUAAAAUGAAUGUGAGGUGCGUAGAAACAGGUUGAUUUAUUGCUGAAACUGAUUUGGACAUUAAAUGAUCACUGUUUUACAUUGUAUGAGAGAUGUGAUGAUCGAAAUUUAAAACCGGUAUGUAUAUUUCUGGGCUUGUUACAUAAAUUAAAGCUCUUGGAAGAUUCUCCACCAGUUUUGUUUUUGGGAAAGUAAACUGUAUACUAUGGGUUGACAUAUGAUGUUUGUUUAAGAGGUAAUCAUAAGUGAUUUGGUAUAACAUUGUUGUAAUUUUGUUUAUUUCAUAUUUAUUAUUUAACCAUUAAAAUCAGCACAAUACCCGUUA
Messenger RNA from Pecten maximus, 1801 nucleotides. Its product is annotated as V-type proton ATPase subunit G 1-like. NCBI's taxonomy places the organism in Eukaryota, Metazoa, Mollusca, Bivalvia, Pectinida, Pectinidae. The transcript is spliced from 3 exons. Gene Ontology annotation, biological process: proton transmembrane transport. Gene Ontology annotation, molecular function: proton-transporting ATPase activity, rotational mechanism. The record is from RefSeq and is a predicted model, not a curated record. Gene Ontology annotation, cellular component: vacuolar proton-transporting V-type ATPase complex. The coding region runs from base 86 to 442 and encodes 118 amino acids.